Molecule: messenger RNA, 3266 nt
Organism: Colletotrichum scovillei
Lineage: Eukaryota; Fungi; Ascomycota; Sordariomycetes; Glomerellales; Glomerellaceae
Product: TAP domain-containing protein
Exons: 3
Coding region: 452-2434 (660 amino acids)
Biological process (GO): poly(A)+ mRNA export from nucleus
Cellular component (GO): nucleus
Molecular function (GO): protein binding; RNA binding
Source: RefSeq, a predicted model, not a curated record
UUUCUUCACUGCCUUCUCCGUCACCUCAUCACUCACCCAUAACCUGCGACACCACCCCUAAAACCGCGCAUUCUUUGCAGAGAUCCUCAUCGACGGCUUUCCUACAUUCUUCUUUGUCGAGGGCUCAAAGCGAUACCGAUUUUACAUACUCUAUUUACGGCGGCCCACGAGUCUGCGCCUUGGCCCAUCCGGCCUUUGGCUUCUGAAGCUGUCCGCGACACAGCGAAACACAACCGUCUUUCGCUUGACACCAAUUCGGAGAAAUCCUUGAGGAUUCGAAAGGCUUUAUUUCUUCUGCGUAAACGCGCUGUCAUCUCGCUCUCGCUCAAGUGGGUACCCUUCAGCGAAAAACAAAAACAAGCGAAAACAACCUACGAACACUCUCUACCUCCGAACGUCCUCGACCUACAAUCACCUCUAGCUACACCUUAUUCGUUGCACCUCUCCAAAGAUGGCGCCUCCAAGAGCUCCUCGCGGCACUCCAUCGGGACCAGCACGCGAGGGUCGCAACUCCACAUUGGGUGCCAAAACCUCGCGCGGCGGUGGAAUCCAGAAGCGUAAAGGUGGCAGAACCCAAACCGACAGGGAUGGAGAUCUCGACAUGGGAAGCGGCGCUGGAGCCAGCAGCGCUCGCCGUUCAAACAACGUCAACAGAGGACCGUCGGACGAUUCCAACAAUUCGAGACCUCAACGAUCGGCGAGAUCCAACGGUCCGCCCACUAAACCCGGCUCGAAAGUACACCAGGCGAUUGCUCGACACUUGGAUACUGGCGAUGGAAAUGACCUGGUAUCGAGAAGGAAAGGACAGGGACCUGGUCUCGUCUGGCUCAGUGUCAAGGGUUUGAAGGAGAGCAAAGCUGCGAGCAACAACGACGGUGGACUGCGGGAUCUGAUCAUGUUUCUGGAGCGGAAAGCCACAACUCUGUCCGGUCGCAAUAAAACGGUGCACAUCAAGAAGUCAAGUCUGAAGGGGGAUUUGGUCAGCGUUGCGGCAAGCAAGGAAGAUGCGGAGGAAAUUCUGAAGGUCAACUCAUUCACGUUUGCCGGUACUCAGCUGGAGAUCACCGAUAGUGACGGAUCCAUGGCCAAAGCAAAUGAGGCAUCUGCUGCCGCACAGGAAACAAAGCAAAAACUGCAAGGCAUCAUGUCACUCAGAUACGAUAUGGAGAACAAGCUUCUGCGACUUGACGCUCUGAACCAAGAUGAAGGCUUGAUCCAGAUGGGAAUGCUGGAAUCCAAGGAUAGAGCUGAGAAGCUUUUCAAGGUCAUGAUGAGAAUCUGCGACGAACUGUUCAAAACAGCACAGGAAAAGAUUGAUGCCAUUCAUAGCAUCAGCUUGGCCAACAACAACAUUGACACAGUCGCACAAGUCGAAGAGAUGGCGGAUACCUUCCCUGAUCUCAAGAAUCUUGAUCUUAGCGGGAACCAGAUCGACAACAUCGCAGGCCUGUCAAGAUGGAGAUCGAAGCUCAAGAAGCUUGAGACUUUGUACCUGACGGGCAACCCGAUUCCAAUCGCGGAUCCCAAAGUCGUGCUCGAGCUGUUGCACUUCUUCCCAAAGUUGCAAGUUCUGAACGGUGAGCAAUUGACACCGGAACGAAUUGCGGAACUCAAGGCAGCUGGCCGCCCGAAACCGAUUACCCAACGUGGACCCGAUUUCCGGGACGCCAACGGCAUUGGAGAAGCCUUCCUGUUGGAAUUCUUCCUUGGUUUCGACACCGACCGCACUGCUCUCCUUACCAAGUACUACGACGACAAUAGCCAAUUUUCUCUCGCAGUCGACACGCGCGCCAUUCGAGACGAGAACCAGCCGCAGCCGAUGCCCUGGUCGUCCUACAUCAAGCAGAGUCGCAAUCUAAUGAAGAUUACGACGCCGGCCGCUCGAGCUGCCAGGCUGAUCACAGGCAGGGAGUCGAUCUGGAACCUGUGGAACGACCUCCCGAAGACACAGCACCCAGACAUCAAGACGGACAUCAGCAAAUACAUCAUGGAUUGCCAUCUCCUGCCUGGUCUUGCCGACCCUUCUGGCCAAACCCAAAGCGGCGUGGACGGCAUGAUCAUUUCAGUACAUGGUCAAUUCGAAGAGUGCGACAAAGCUGGCAAGACAGGACUGAGAAGCUUCUCACGCACAUUCGUUCUGGGACCUGGACGCCCCAACACCAACCCGAUCCGCGUCGUCAGCGACAUGCUCUCCCUCAGAGCCUUUAACCCCCUUCCGAAUGUCUUUGUUGCUGAAGCCCAAGCACCGGCUCCGUCUGCGCAGGAGCAAGAACAGCGACAGGCCAUGAUCGUCGAGCUAUCGAAGCAGACGACAAUGACACCCACCUACUCGGAAAUGUGCCUGUCCGAUGUCGCGUGGGACUUUACCAGAGCCUUGGCAGUCUUCCACGAGAAAAAGUCUCAAUUACCACCAGAUGCCUUUGCCAGCGUUUAGAAAAUGCUGUGCUCGUCCCCGUCGUUCUGGGGGCCUUGAGGGGCCCGGAGGACAUGGAUGGAUUAGGCAAGAUCACAAUGGGGCCGUACUAGUUGUGUAUGACAUCGCCCGUCUGGCCCACACGGGGCGAAAUAUUGAAAAGAGAAAACCAAAAAGGAAGGGGGAAGAGAGGAUAAAACUCCACACUUCUUGUUGAAAUGGCGGACAAUAUUGGAAGGGGCCCUGGACAAUCGUCCAUGGCUCGGAGGAAAGGAGGAAUAGUCAUUUACCCCAGGCGCGAGGUGGAACUAGAUGGGAAAAAUCCAGAGAUCGGCUUGGCGAUGGAUUUGGGGGACGUUCCCAAACGGCAUUCGUACCUACGGAGUAUAUACACUUGGCCGCGAAAGAAAAAGCGAAGCGCAUCAUAGAGGCAGCGGCGUCUUGUUUUGGUGUUUAGGGAGAUGAUUGCUAUUACAGUCGUAGGGUGGUGGAACUUGAGAAAUACCAUUGAGAUUGCUCGCCUACCUAAAUCCUUCAUCAUAUCGCCCACUUACAGUGACCAUGCUAACAUGAACGACUCGAGAGUGAUACCAUUUACAACUUGAAUUCACUUUGCCAGUCAAAGACUAAACCCGGAGUAAAUAAAGGAAUUGCCUAGGCACACGACGCCAAAGACAGACGUCAUUGAUGGAUCCCCUGGGUUGUGGUGACAUUUCGCAAAUCACAGAUUCGGCAUGGACCACACACUCCGUAGAACCAAAGAAAUACAUAUUUAAUUACAAGGCUGAAAGGCUGGUGAUCAAAAGAAGACAACUUCUGAGUAAACCAAUAGGAGCGACGGGGUAUGAGGCGA